Molecule: messenger RNA, 4968 nt
Organism: Trichomonas vaginalis G3
Lineage: Eukaryota; Parabasalia; Trichomonadida; Trichomonadidae
Product: armadillo (ARM) repeat-containing protein family
Exons: 1
Coding region: 1-4968 (1655 amino acids)
Molecular function (GO): actin binding
Source: RefSeq, a predicted model, not a curated record
AUGCUUUUAACCACCGGAGUACGAUAUCAAAUCCAGCCACUUCAAGAGAUUGUCCCCGAGGAUAAAAUAAAAGAAUGCUUAUCAAAUAUUGGCUAUCACGUCAUAAAAAUCAAUAAUAUCAUAAAUGCAUACAAACCUAUAUUGAAAACCAUGAAUGAACAACUUCCAUCCAUCUCAUAUGGACCUAUUUUCUCUCUUUCCACUGAUUACAAGAAGAUUACUUCUCUAAACGAAAUUUUAAAGAUUUCUGGUGAAGAGCUCGAUAAAGUUGUCCCUCCUGAAUUACAAUAUUCAGAACUGUUUAUCGAAGCUUUCAACCAUUUAGGCCAAUUCAACCAAUAUAUCCCUAUGUUAACUUCAAAUCAAGCGUCAUCUAUGGCUUCUUACGUUCCUGCGCUUCAGCAGUCCCUGUCUCUAGUUGUCGAGACCCUUGAUAAAGUCCUUGCUCUUGCCCCGAAAUGUUUUGAACUCAACAAAGAAAAAGAAAAUGAAAUUAAUUUCGAAGACAAGGAGUUUGCCCAUUAUUGCGUCUGCUGCAACAAACUUGCUGAGCUCCUCGUCAUAGAUCUCAGCUUUUUAUCUGCCUACGAUGCAGUGAAUUCGUUAUCUCAGAUCACAAACUUCAAGAGCUGGGUCGAUCUAUUAACAAACGUUUCGAACCAAUUACGUACAGCUGCUUCGACUAACAUUGAAGCAGUGUUUCCGAAUUUGAAAACAAUAACAACGACAAUUCCUUCUUUGUUUGCGAUUUACUCCUUCGCACAAAGUUCUGUUAAGGAUACUUUACUUACCACUGCUUUUGCUAAGCAUAUAAUCCAGUACAUGAACCUCAUAUUCAGUAAAGUAGGAAAACCAGUCGCCGAGUUAGUUUCGAAAGAGAUUUCAAAGCUAACCGAUGCCUGCUUCUCCAACGCCCCGAUCAAACAAACAAAGGAAAUUGUUAAUUCUCUUUUAACAGUUUUUUCAGAGAUUGCCUCCACAGAUUACGUUUAUAACUCCACAGAAGCGAAUACCAUGAUACAAUCCGUCAAGGCCAUUCUUACGAUUUCUCAAGACCAACAAGAAAUUACGGAUUGUGCCUUUUCUCUUGCUCGUUGCAUCUCAACAUCACUUUAUUCCCAAGCAAAUUCCAAUAUCAUUGAUAAAGCGCUUCAAGAAGCCAUCGGAAAGCUACUCAACGCUCAGUUAAGUUUAGUCAAAGGUUAUUCUACGAAUGUAACAGCAACUUACACGAAAAAGAUCGAUUGCUACAGCGAAAACAGCCUCAGUCAAGUUAAUUACCAUACUUCUACCAUUGAUAAUUUGAAUCAAAUCGAUCCAAAUUCCGAAACUUUCAUUACAGACGUACAAAAGUUGUUUUCUGCCACGAACUAUCUCCCAUAUUCACUCAAUGAUAUAAUAAAGCAGGCAGAACCGCAAGACGCCGCAGUUUUCCAAACUUUAUCGUCUGAAAUCAAAAAAUCUGCCAAGCAAGUCUCAUCGUUAUAUGACCAUCUCGUUAGUAUGCUUUCAAUCAGCACACAGAUGGUAGCAGAAAUGGGAGUUAAGGCCAUCCAAGUGUCAAAUGGACAAAUUCAAGUCGACGAAACGUUCAAGAGCGAAUUAGACAAGUACGAAUCAACGAUGGCUAACACACCAACAUAUUUGUCAACAAAUCAGAACACUUCUGAGUACAUUAAUUUAGUUCAUAAAUUAAAAGAGUUUCUUGACAAAGAAGAAGAUGGAAUCGGUGGCCUUACGAAGUCAUUAAUGAAUGCAUACUUCGAUGAGAUCGGAGAUACCUUCGAAAAGCUCAAAAAAGUUAAUAAUUUCGGAGAAACCGACGAUUUCGUUUCAAAUGUUGGCAGUUUAUCAUUCAGCUGCCUUCCAACAAUCCAAGAAGCUCAGCAACAUUACGACGAUUCAUUUGCUUACAAAUUUUCUCAUUUUUAUUCUGCAAUUACGAGGUUAUCUGGCUCUUUGGAGAACGCUCCGGAGUCAAUGCAGGAUUUGAAGCAGUUCCCACAGGCUAUUAAUGCAUCUUUGAACACAAUUUUGCCUCUUAUUACAAAUCAAGACGCAUCCAACAGAUCUCUCCUAUCGAACUACGUUUCAAACUUAUCACAAAUGAUGACAAAGUUCCAAUCCGCCAUCGAUAGCUUACCACAACCAUUCCUUCAGGUAGAUAUUCCAGCGGAACUUCGCCAAUUCAGGAAACUCGAAUCGGCAAUCGCUUCCCUUCCAACAUCUGCCCUCAGAAUCACAGCUACGAACCUCAUGGACCUCUUCAAGGACGCAAAAUCAGAAGAUGCACUCAAAUUCCUUACGAAAUGGUUCGAAAUGGCCUGUAAUAACGAGAUUGACUGCGGAACUAUAUACGAUGCAGAGAAAAACAUCGCCAAACUGAUAAAUAUGAGGUCUCUCGACGAAGCUUACAAUAAUGAGGUAAUUGAAGCUCUCAUGAGGGCCUCUGUAGCAUCUACAAGAUCAAUGGGCGACAUGUCAGGCGAAGAACUUGAAUUUAUGGAGAAAUUAAAUAAUGAUCUCAUAAAUAAAAUCAAAGAAUACAUUGAUACUAAGUCAGAGAAGGCCCUGAACGAGAUAGAUCUCAUCCUUGAUCAAAUGUCCAACUACAAACGCUUUAUUUCGGGAACUCCUGAAGAAAAAGAGGAAAUGCUCGAAACAAUCCUCAGUACAAUGGCCGAAAAGUUGUCAGAGUUGAGAGAUGGAAAAGCUUCUCCACUUGAAGUAGCAAAAGCUCUGAAAAAUUUGUUGACAUAUGGAUUUUUCAACGAUAAAGAGAUGUUGGAGAAAUUCCAGGAGCUUAUUGACAAGACGAUCGAGAAGCUUUUGAACGGAGAAGUAGACGUCCAAGACUUAGUAGAUGAAGUUAUUCGACAAAUCAAGAAGAUGCGGCCGGACAGAUACGAAGAUGUUAUGAAAAUCGAAGACCAGGACGAGCUCUGUGACGAAAUCUACAACAGGGCCGAGAUGUUCAGAGAGUACUCGAACAUCGUCGUUCGCGCUGCCAGACAAAAUGACGUUCCUCCGGACGUUGUCAGCCACGCGAUCAUGAAGAUGUCGACAAUAGCGAGCGAAUCAGCUACGGUAGCUCUAAGAUCUAUGGAGAAGAACGGUCUUGAAAAAACAAAUCAGAUCCAGGGAUUCGCUUCCAACGCAAACGACGUCUUCUCAGCAUUCUCCAAGUUCGAAGAACUCGCAAGGAACCUUCAGAAUGACAAUUCUCCAGAGACAGUUCUCGAAGUCAGAAGAUUGGCCAGAACAAUGGCAAAGAAGAUCGAUACAUUCAUCAACAACGUUGAAAGACCACUUCCACCAGUACCAGCAACAGGAUUAGACGAGAAAAAGAACGAUUUCUUCCAUCAAUUAUCCAAAAUUGAAGUUCAAGCAUCUCGUGUUGUCUCAAGAAUCAAUUCCUGCCCUCUUUCAGAGAUGUUAGACCCAGAAAGAGAAGGUUUGAUCAACGCAUUAACAGAAGCAAGAGAUGAAUUGAAGCAAAGUGCAGAUGAUUUGUACGAAAACUCAGUCGAACCUCAGAAAUCAUGGUUUAAGACCAUCUACGAAGAGUACGAAAGUAAAAUCAACUCAGCAAUUGAACAUCUGAAAGACAAUGAGAAACAAACUAAGAAAGAUAUCAACGAAUCAACAGCAAUCGUUCCUAAGUUGAUCGAGGCCGCUCAUUCCUUGGUUGACCACAUUAUUAUUUAUCCAGACCCAGAUUCAGCCUCCAAAAUCCCAGACGAGUUCAACCUCCCUCCAAUGCCAACAGAAGCUCCUUCUCCACAUGAAUCCUUCAAGCAGCUCUGCGAUUCACUCGAAGAACUCCAAAAGAAGAUGGAUAACUUCUCAGAUAUCUACAACUCACAAAACAAUUCCGAACUGGUUGAAUUGACUCUUAAAUUGAGAGAGGAAGCCGAAAAAUUUGCCACAUCUAUGGGAACUAUGACAUUUUCCACCACAGAUCCUCGUUGCCAAGUUGAAGAGCAGACAAUUAUGCACGAAUUCGCUUCAGCAUUUACAUCAUUACAAAAUUCUGUUAAAGCGAAAUUACUUUUAGACCCAACUGCUCAGUCCCAAAUUACAGAGUCGAUCGCUGCUGUUAACCAGGCAUCGCAGAAUUUCAAGGUUUCUGCAGACAAAGCAGUCAAAUCAGCAGAGAUUACGGCACAAAAGGAGGAAGAAGUCGAAAUCGAGCCAAGCGAUGCAGUCACAGCAGAACUCCAGGCAACAGCACUUGCAAUUGAAGAGAUGUCAGCCAAAUUAAGUGAAUUCGGUUCACAAUUUGGCCAAGUCGACGAUUUAAUCAUCGAUGCAUCACUUCUUCAAGACGAAGAAGAUGAAGAUGAAAACGAAUCAGCAAUUAAGACUGAAAUUGACUCAAACAACCAACAAGAUAUUGCAGAAUUGCUUGAUCUCGACUCUUUCAUCAAAUUCAUCAUCGCACAGGCGAGGGCUAUUCUCAAGAACGCAGGAGACAUGCUCAAACGCGCCAUGCAGAUCACAGCAAACUUAAUCGUAUCAUUCGGCCACAUUGACAACGAACGGAUGAUGAUUAACUCAGCGCAAGACCUUACAGAGGCUGCCGGUUUGAUUAUGACUGCUGCCGAAAUGUUAAUUAAAGGAACAGCCGGGGAAGACCCCGAAUUCAAAGUAAUUGCAGCCGCAAGGAUUGUGAAGGGAUCUGUUGCACAAUUGGUCGCACAAGUUCUCGUCAAAGGCGGCGAUCCAGAGGGAAUCAUGAAUAUGCACGUCAAAACAGUCAGAUUCUGCUCCAACCAGAUUGUCCGUCGAUCAGAACUCCGUGUUGCAGCGCGAGUUUCAGAGAGCGAGAAAGGAAAAGUUAAGAAAGGAGGAAACAAAGUUGUUCAGAAACUUAACGCUCAACAGGUUGUCAACGACAGCAGAACUAAGCUUCAGGAGUCCGAACAGACACUUUAUAAGUACAGGAAGGCAAAUUCAAGAAAAUAA